Molecule: messenger RNA, 1124 nt
Organism: Caenorhabditis angaria
Lineage: Eukaryota; Metazoa; Nematoda; Chromadorea; Rhabditida; Rhabditidae
Source: the annotation of a GenBank genome assembly
AUGAUUGAAGUGGAUUCGCCGUUCAAAGGCGCUUUGUUCCUGCGCGGGUCUGCCGAUAAGAAAUCUUGUAAAGCGGAUUUCUCGAAAAACCCGGCUGGCAAGAAUAUCAGUUUUGAAUUUGGCUUCGAAGAUUGUCCAAGCAGACGGAAACGACAGGUAAACUAAAUUCUCAAGUUUUUCCUAUCUAAAAAAUAAGUAGAUUGUCCAACCGCGAGGAAUGACAAUGAGUUCAGUGCUAGUUGUCAGUUACCACGGAUCAAUCAUAACUCACAAAGAUGUUGCAUAUCAGAUUGAUUGUUUCUACCGAGAAGAGCACAGUAAAGUACAAACUUUGCUCAAUGUAACGUAAGUGAAUCCUAGCAUUUACAAGUUUCUAAUCAAAUUCCUUCAGAGCCCCAAAACCUCUCGUCCUUUCUGAUCAGCCAACUUUACCAAUCUGCGACUAUAAAGUUGAGGUCGCUUCGGGAUCAACUAAAGAUGGUGUAGUUACAAGUUCCCUAUCCGGAAACUCCCCUGUAGUAACAGUCGGUGAAUCUGUUGUUCAUGUUUGGACGUGCUCAGGCGAUGCACCAAACGAUGUUUAUUGUAUGCAAGUUCAUAGUUGUAUGGCUGAUGAUGGUGAUUUGGACAAAAUCGAAGUUGUCGAUUCGAAUGGUUGUACCAGUGACGGUGAACUUCUAUCAGCAAUCCAUUAUAAUGGUAAAUCCAUGCGCGCGGCUGCCACGUCACAAGCUUUCAAGUUUGCUGACAAACAUUUGGUUUAUUUCAAAUGUUCGAUUCGUUUGAGUGUGAAAGGACCAAAUGAGAGUUGUCCCGUGAGUUUUUACCGUGCUAAAAUCAACUAAUUCAAAAAAUUCCAGAUCAAUAAUUGUGUCCCGAAUCUUGUGCGUAACACAAGAUCCACCAACGAUCAACCACUAUUCAUUUUCAAUCGUCACGGUGGUUUGGAAGAUAGUGCAAGUCAGCAAUAUGACGUGGUUGUGACGUCACCGGAAUUGCUGGUCGAGCCAGCCGGUUUGAAAAAUCACAUCAUGUCGACAUAUCGACCGCCGGAAGCGUUGAAAAAAUCGGGAGCUUCGAAAUUUUCAGCACUGAUUUUUCUCUCUUUAAUUUUCCUGUUGUAA